Molecule: messenger RNA, 327 nt
Organism: Candidula unifasciata
Lineage: Eukaryota; Metazoa; Mollusca; Gastropoda; Stylommatophora; Geomitridae
Source: the annotation of a GenBank genome assembly
ACGAGGUCAUUCUUUGAAAACAGCAGGUCAGAACUGAUCUACUCCAGAAACGGGGACAGCUGGACUAUACAGGUUGGAGUUGUAGGAUCUCCACAACGGUCCAGUUAUACAUUCAAGUUCGGGGAACCAUAUCAGUCCAACAAUAUCGAUGGCUCUCCUCUAAAGGGUGUAGUGCGUCAAGAAGGAUCCCGACUGGUGGAGCGACAUGAGAGCAUCGGACCCAACAACUUUGUGAUGGACAUUGUCCGGGAGGUGCAAGGCGAUAUCAUGAAAUCUUGGACAUCAGUAGGUGGCGUGUCUGUGGAAACCACGUUCAUAAGGGCAUGA